AAGGGAACGCCGGCCGUGCUCUUUUGGAUCGUUGGGACGUCCCCCAAGGAUGGCCCAGUAGUCACAAAAAAUAGAUGGGUGUUGGUUAAAUUGUGAUUUUAAUGAAUGGAGCGGCCGUUUUUUUUUCCUGAGAGCGUGAAGCGGUAGGAAAUUACAUCGAUCGAUGAGCGCUCAACUCCGUUCACAUUCUCUGGUACAGAUUUGGGUUAUGGACGUCCCAAGAAUUCCAGAUUGCAAUGACCAAGGGACGCCUGCGCUCUGACUACUACACUGAAAACAUCGCUGAACUCCAAUUUGAACCCCAUCCCCGGCCCGUUUACAGCAUGGAAAGGAAAGUUCUUGCACUCCAGGCGAGGAAGAAAAGGACAAAGACGAAAAAACCCGGCAAAAAACCAGACCCUGCGCCGCGGGGAGGUGCGUCCAAGCAGAAUGAUUCUCCUAUCCCAGACCAGGAUGAGGAGAUACUGGGCUCUGAUGACGAGGAGCAGGAGGAUCCCAACGACUACUGUAGAGGAGGUUACCACCAUGUGAAGAUAGGAGACCUGUUCAAUGGGAGAUACCAUGUGAUCAGGAAGCUGGGCUGGGGACAUUUCUCCACUGUGUGGCUGGCCUGGGACAUACAGGGGAAGCGUUUUGUGGCCAUGAAGGUGGUGAAGAGUGCAGAGCACUACACUGAGACAGCCCUGGAUGAGAUCAAGCUGCUGAGAUCAGUGAGAAACACGGACCAGAACGACCCCAGCAGAGAGAAGGUGGUUCAGCUACUAGACGACUUCAAGAUCUCUGGCAUGAACGGAAGUCAUGUCUGUAUGGUGUUUGAGGUUCUGGGUCAUCACCUGCUGAAGUGGAUCAUCAAGUCUAACUACCAGGGCCUUCCUCUGCCCUGUGUCAAGAGCAUCAUUCGACAGGUUCUCCAGGGGCUGGACUACCUCCACUCAAAGUGUAAGAUCAUCCACACGGACAUCAAGCCAGAGAACAUCUUGUUGACUGUUAACGAGCCCUACAUUAGGAAUAUGGCUGCUGAAGCUACGGAGUGGCAGAGGACAGGAGCUCCACCCCCCUCUGGAUCUGCAGUGAGCACAGCCCCUGCGCCCAAACCAACGGCGAAGAUGUCAAAGAACAAGAAGAAGAAGAUGAAGAAGAAACAGCGGAAGCAGGCGGAGAUGUUAGAGAAGAGGAUUCAGGAGAUGGAGGGAGCGCCGGAGGGAGGAGAGGAGGAGGGGGAAGAGGAGACUGAAGGGACCACCACAGACUCCCCCCCGCCCACCGACACGCUACAGGACAUCGCUAAUGGUGUCACAGCAGACCCAGCUCCAGAUAAAAUGGAGGAGGAGAGCAGGAUGGAGGUGAACUGCAAUGGCCAUGCCCUCUCAGAGAGCCAUGUGGUACAGAGGACCAACGAAGAAGAAGAGGACCAACAGAACGCCAACAAACUUGACGCCGUAGCCCCCGACAAUGUCAGUACCCAGGGACGGGACUCGCCAGCCAACGCAGUUUACCCAGAAUGCAAUGGCAGAGGGCCCGGUGACCCUGGAACACACGAUAAAGAAGGAAGAGGGAGAGGAAAGGAGGGCGAGACGGAGGAGUGUAAACGACCAGAGAAGGAUGAGGAGGAGAGAAAAGACGAGGAGAUGGAGACGGAUGAGGUGCCUGGAAGAGAGGAUGAAGAGGAGUGCGAGAGGAAUGAUAAAGUAGCAGCAGGUAGUCUGUUGGUCAACCCUCUGGAACCUCUCAAUGCAGACAAGAUCCAGAUCAAAAUCGCUGACCUGGGGAACGCCUGCUGGGUGCACAAGCACUUUACAGAUGACAUCCAAACUCGUCAGUACCGUUCUCUGGAGGUGCUGAUGGGAGCCGGCUACGGGACGCCUGCUGAUAUCUGGAGCACUGCCGCAAUGGCUUUUGAGCUGGCUACAGGAGACUACCUGUUUGAGCCUCACUCUGGGGAAGACUACUCUAGAGAUGAAGAUCACAUAGCGUUGAUCAUUGAGUUGUUGGGUAAAGUUCCUAAGAAGCUGAUCCUGGCUGGAAAAUACUCCAAGGAGUUCUUCACCAAGAAAGGUGACCUGAGGCACAUUACCAAGCUGAAGCCGUGGGGUCUGUUGGAGGUGCUAGUGGAGAAGUAUGAGUGGUCUAAAGAGGAGGCAGCUACCUUUGCUAGCUUCCUUUUCCCAAUGUUGGACCUGGUACCAGAGAAGAGAGCUACGGCUGCAGAGUGCCUCCGACACGCAUGGAUCGCCCCCUAGAGGAGCCACAGCGCUACCACAGCCAACAAGCAGCUCAAACAGUACACACAUACAUACAUACAUGGACAUAUGUACAUAUACACACACACAAACAUACAUACAUACUCACGUACUCACAAGCAUUCACACACACACACACACACACACACACACACACAUAUAAAUACACACUAAGAGGAAGCCAUUGCCAGCACCAUGCCUGCAUUGCCUCCCUAGUGGCUCAACACACGCACAAACCACGCUAGACUGGCUACUGAAGCCCUACUGGUGGCCUUCAUAGAAAACACUGGUUCCAGAUGAAUAAACACAAGGACGCCCGAUCCAGCAGCACUAUAUCUAUUUAUGUCUCUCUCUUUUACUUUGUUUCUUUUUGGUACUGACUGGAUAGGACUUGAGUAUCUGAUCACUUUUUCUUUAUUUACUCGUGUUUUUCUCUGUGCCAAUGAUGACACCGCUCACAAGUUUCAUUCGGAGUUUCUCUUUUGUUUCUAUGUUUGACAGACGUGCAUGUUCAGAGUUAAGAUCAGACCUCCAGUGGACAACUUCAAGACCGAUCCAAUCAUAUCUACAAAACACCCACUGUACCACUAUACUAGCACAUCCGAUUGGUUGUUAUUUUAUAUACAGUAUUGAUAGUUAGUUUGAGUCUUUUCCUUCAAUAACAAAGCAUAUUUACAAUGUGUGUAGGAUUGUGGGGAAGAGUAAGCUACCUGGAAAGUAAUGAAAAGAUUCUAAGGAUUCUCCAUGAAGUAUUCCCGAACUGACUGAAUGCAAUGGAACUUGUUCUGUCUCUCUUCUAUGACAUCAUCCCUGUCCUAUCCCUCCUUGUCUCAUUCCAAGCAGCCGUUUUGGAAUGGCACUUACCACAGUGUGGAGAUAGUACCAUCGUACUCUGUCCCGCGUUUCAUGUACUACCUUCUGUUACCCGCAUUGAUCCACAGACCAUGACUAGACCUAUGCUACUGAAUAACCAUGUUUCAAAUUAGCCCGCAGAUUCCGACCUUGCCGUUACGCUUGUUUACACUAAGCUGCACUGGGGUCGGAAUGCAAUCGUGGUUAGAUUUAGACAGCGCGGAGCCGGCGCGGUGUCAAACGUUCCUCAAUGCAGCGACGGUAUGUGCCACUGUGUCCCAAAUUGUACUUCAAUUCAAACUGCCCUUUUUCCUUCUCAUCCGAGCUAGCAGUAGGCACAGCAGCCAUUAUGGAAUGGCACGUCGCGUUGAACAACAAAGAGGCUGAUUGGCUGACACUGCCAUUCCAAAAUGGUGGCGGUGGCUACUGCUCACUAGCAUGAGGAUGAAAGGGCAUUCUUCUAGUAAAACUAGCGGUAUUUCAAUCUUCUUGAUGUAUCAGUUUGGAUAUAGGUACACUUUUCAGUACCGUGUUACAUCCAAGGAUGUAUAUAAAACCUGGAUUGCUGAUGCUAUGUAUUGGCCAAUGAGUGGCUUUGAAGCAACCGGUCGACCAUAUUGGCACUCCCUAGAAGAGGCAGUCCUUCAUAGGAAUUAAUGGAAUUCCAAUUAAAUUAAAGGACAAAAUGACCUGUAUUUACAUAUUUUUUGUAGUGGGGACAGUAUGCAUUAAGGUGUCUAACAGAGUAAACUUGGUAAAAACAGACGUCAAUGUAGACAUUAAUAAAUGCAUUUUUAUAGCUUCCAAAAUAUUUUGUACAAUGGUGAAGGAGUGCCAAAAUGACAGUGCGGUGGCUUCAAAACAGUGACCCCUGUAAGUCAUCUAGUGUGUGUGUGUGUGUGUGUGUGUAUAUAUAUAUAUAUAUCAUUGGGCACAUCCCAUCCCUGCAUUGAGAAGUUUUUCAGCCCAUAUCUCGCUGCGGCUCUGUGGUGUCUUAAUCUAACCAUGAUUGUGUUUUGACCCCAGUGCAGCUCAGUGUAAACAAGCGUGACAUAGGAUCAAGAAUCUGCUGGCUAGUUUCAUACCUCUCCUACGGUUCUAGAUAAUGUUUGCCUCUGAGAAAAUAAUGCUUAUUUUUAUGCUAGAUGAUGUGAUACAAGAUCGUGAGAAUUUUCCCGUUUCAGAAAAAUUAUCAGAAUCAGAAUAAUUCUGUAUUCGAUUCCAGAACUGAUUUAGAAAAAAAAUGACGCCUUAUUCUUUAUAUAGUUGGAACAGGGUGCCAUUUUAGGCGCACACCAUAUCUGAACCCCUAUCUUGUACAUAUCUGUACCAAAGAGUUGGCCUUGUCUCUCUGAACUUCUGUUUGGAGCUUCUGUUUGAACUGUGUAUAUUAUGAAGGAGAGGAAGCUCUGCCUGUGUCCCAAAUGGCACCCUAUUACGUAUUUAGUGCCCUAUUCAUGACUAGAGUCCAUUUAGGCUCUGGUCAAAAGUAAUGCACUAUUUAGGGAAUAGGGUGCCUUUUGGGACACACUACACACACACUGCUAAGGUGCAAAUGUUUGAAUGAGUUAUGAGGUUGAUUGAUGCCUUGAGACGCAUUUGCUAGUUUUUUUUGCUGCAUUUUUAAAGCUUAUUUUCAUACUGACGUUGCCCCCCUUGCAGUGUAGGACUGUUUUAAAUGCAUCAAAGAGAGAAAUGUAUAAUCGCGGAUUGUAAUAAAGAAUGAUGACGCUAUUAUAAUGCUUUGAAGGGUGCCCCCCCCCCCCCGAUCCCAUUGGUUGCUCUUUUUCUACAAGCCCCUCCCCUCCCUCGUUCUCAAUGUGCUCUUUCCCUGACCUCUCCUUGCCCUUCUUCCUCCCACUCUCCUGACCUCCCUCUCUGCAUUUGAUUGUUCACUGCUAAACUAAGCAUUUUCUGUAGUUGAAUAAACAUUUAGAUUUUGAAAA
This is a messenger RNA of Salvelinus fontinalis (brook trout), 5038 nucleotides long. RefSeq names its product SRSF protein kinase 1-like. The transcript has 15 exons. Gene Ontology annotation, molecular function: ATP binding; protein kinase activity. The coding region runs from base 237 to 2240 and encodes 667 amino acids. Lineage: Eukaryota; Metazoa; Chordata; Actinopteri; Salmoniformes; Salmonidae. Gene Ontology annotation, biological process: regulation of mRNA processing; spliceosomal complex assembly; protein phosphorylation. The record is from RefSeq and is a predicted model, not a curated record.